Propithecus coquereli (Coquerel's sifaka) is the source of this 516-nucleotide messenger RNA. It is a transcript of the gene RPS27L, whose product is annotated as ribosomal protein S27-like. Gene Ontology annotation, molecular function: structural constituent of ribosome; RNA binding. Gene Ontology annotation, biological process: translation; ribosomal small subunit assembly. The transcript is spliced from 4 exons. The record is from RefSeq and is a predicted model, not a curated record. Bases 99 to 353 code for a protein of 84 amino acids. Gene Ontology annotation, cellular component: ribosome; cytosolic small ribosomal subunit. NCBI's taxonomy places the organism in Eukaryota, Metazoa, Chordata, Mammalia, Primates, Indriidae.
UCUAUCCCGGAAGUUGAUGCCGAGCGCCAGAUCGCGUGCUGCUCGCCAGGAGUGUCGUCUGAGAGGUCUGGACCAGCUGGACUUGCGAAAGCAUCAAGAUGCCUUUGGCUAGAGAUUUGCUACAUCCAUCCUUGGAAGAGGAAAAGAAAAAACAUAAAAAGAAACGGCUAGUUCAAAGUCCAAACUCUUAUUUUAUGGAUGUAAAAUGUCCAGGUUGCUACAAGAUUACCACAGUUUUCAGCCAUGCUCAAACAGUGGUUCUUUGUGUAGGUUGUUCAACAGUGUUGUGCCAGCCUACAGGAGGAAAGGCCAGACUCACAGAAGGGUGUUCAUUUAGAAGAAAGCAACACUAAUGAUCUACACAACUUCCUGAAUUUGUGUUAUCUCACAGAAAGCCUUAUCAUAAGUUCAGUAAUUCUAGUUAAUCUACCAAAAUAAUUACAUUUGAUUUUGUAAAGUAUAUAACAGUGAUCUCCUAUUUUGGUGUCAGUUUUUCAAUAAAGUUUUGAUUAUGGG